Penicillium maclennaniae is the source of this 1338-nucleotide messenger RNA. Its product is annotated as IQ calmodulin-binding motif protein. The record is from RefSeq and is a predicted model, not a curated record. Bases 1 to 1338 code for a protein of 445 amino acids. The transcript has 5 exons. NCBI's taxonomy places the organism in Eukaryota, Fungi, Ascomycota, Eurotiomycetes, Eurotiales, Aspergillaceae. Gene Ontology annotation, molecular function: protein binding.
AUGACUACUCUCGUAUUUGACGAGCGACACUCGCGCGACAUGGCUCUACGUAAUUCAAAUGACGUCACUCCUUGCUUGGAUCUAGAGCGCGCUGCUAGCACGAUCCAGAGAAUUUAUCGGGGCUACCGAACUCGAAGAGAACUCAGGGGACUUGAUUUGGCUGCCUCCCGCCGCGAGCUGACUCCCUCACGCGAGAACCAUUCACGAGAUCUCUUCGGGGGCUCCAAGGCUCACUUUGCUGAUGGCAGUUCCAACCCAGCGCGCCAAAACUGGAACCGGGCUGUCAGCGUCGCUAUUCAAGCCAGCGGCGAUGACGCAGAGUCCGAGACCGCUCGCGCGACCAGCGCCAAGCAUAUGGAUCUCGAAUAUUUCUUGGAGAUGGUAGAUUCGAAGCACCGUCAUGGCUCGAAUCUGCGUGCCUACCAUGCUCUUUGGAAGAAAUCUCCCUCUAGCCAAAACUUCUUUUACUGGUUGGAUCACGGGGACGGAAGGGAUGUCGAGGUUCCACACGUACCACGCGAACGUCUCGAGAGACAACAGAUCAGAUACCUCACUGCCAACGAGAGGUUCAAUUAUCUAGUCAACAUAGGCCAGGAUGGCUUGUUUCGAUGGGCGAAGACCGGCGAGCUGGUAGAAACUAAUGAUGUCAGAUUUAGGGAUAGCCUUCAUGGCAUAGUUCCCAUAGAAGACAACGCACCUCGAUUUAAGGGUUACUCGACCCUCGACAAGAAGCCGUCUGACCCUGAGAUGGCCUCUUCACCAUUGUCGUCUUCUUCGUCUUCCUCGCCUUCUUCGUCUUCACAAGGACUGGCCGUCAAUAAGACCAAUAAAGAGCCGACUUCUGCCACGGAAGAAGACUACGAACUUAAAAAGGCCACCAAGAAGUUUCCCAACGUUAACCCCGCGGCAAUUUACGAUCGUUUUGCAGGAAGUCUCUCCGUGAAAAAGGGCAUGUGGAUAUUUGUCGCUGAUACAUCUUUUCGUAUCUAUGUUGGGAUCAAAGAGCCCGGAGCUUUCCAACAUUCCUCCUUCUUACGUGGAGGGCGUAUUGCAGCUGCUGGGCUCCUCAAAAUUAAGGCCGGUCAACUACGCAAGCUAGCUCCUUUAAGUGGUCAUUACCGGCCCCAUCUGGCCAACUUUCGCGCCUUUCACCAUUCUCUUCUUGAACGAGGCGUGGACUUGUCUCGUGUUUCUAUGAGCUAUUCAUAUGCUGUCCUUGCUGGAAUUGAGGGCUACACUUUGACCAAGCGGAAGAUGCGCUCGAUGCAUGAGAAAAUUGAGAACACGAAGGAAAAAUUGCAUUUGAGUCAACCACAUGCAGCCCGUGCCGGAAGCUAA